AUGGGGGGUGUCCACCCCACACGUGCUGGGUGCGUGGGGAGGGAUGAGGAGCUGCUUCCCCCCUGCCCUGGGCAGGCCCUGAGGUGCCAUCGAGGCGUGGGGGUCCCCAGGGACCCAAAACACCCGCAGCUCAGGAUUGGGGUCCGGCUGAGCAGGGGCUGAGCUUUCCCUUGUUGUUUUGGGGUCGGAACGGUGGGAUCUGGCUUUGCUGUACUCCGUCCGGAGCAGCUGGCGGUGACGCCACCCCAGUUGCUGACUGGUUUUACUGGGCAGCUGGAAGGAGCCCUGAGCGGCCACCUCCGGGGCCCGCCCCCCAAGCUCGUCCCCGUCUCUGGCAAGCUGGAGGAGAACGUGGAGAAGACCCUGAUCCGCCCCAUGGCCUUCAAGCCAGUGGUGCCCAAGCUCCGGAGCACCCAGCCAGGCGUGCGCCCAGGGCUCUCGGAGAGCCAGGUGAGCCUCACCCAUUUGCUGGGUGCUGAGAAGCCCGGCUCCCUGAGCUGCCGCGCCAGCACCCUCUCGGACUCGGGACGCAACUCCCUCUCCACCCUGCCCGGCGAGGAGGCCAUGCUGGUGCGGGAGCUGGAGGACAAGCUGCGGGAGAGGGAAGCUGAGCUGCGGCUCCUGCGUGACAGCCUGGAUGAGAACGAGGUGGCCAUCUGCCAGGUGUACGAGGAG
Molecule: messenger RNA, 675 nt
Organism: Egretta garzetta (little egret)
Lineage: Eukaryota; Metazoa; Chordata; Aves; Pelecaniformes; Ardeidae
Gene: LZTS2
Product: leucine zipper tumor suppressor 2
Biological process (GO): negative regulation of canonical Wnt signaling pathway
Source: RefSeq, a predicted model, not a curated record